CAGGAAAAUACUCAAUUAAAGACAUCCAACGAAAAGACACUUGAGCCACUGAGGAAUGGAAAUGAAUCAACUCGGGAGAAGAUGCCGGAUGAGCAUAAUAGUGAAGAUAACAGUCGUAAGAGGAAAAGAAGAGAACUAGAGCAUAGUUCAGACCUCAGCGAGAGUGUGCUGCCCUCUGAUCGAACCCCCAAUGUGGUGAAGAAUUUUGCUGCUGAUGAGGAUGAGAAUAACAAAGCAAAGGAUGCAACAGUGGGUUUGCCAUUUGUGAAGAAGUCACCGGUUUGGAAGACAUAAGAAUCAAUGGAGGUCUUCAAAGGAGUACCCCAAAGUCCUCAUUUCAGCCCAUUGGUUGAGACUAAAGAAGAUUUCCGUGAAGGGUUUGCUUUAGGUAUGAUGGUGACAUUUUCUGGGGUAUUAGAGAAAGUAAAAGAUCUGGAAACGGACGUUCCCAUAAGCCAACUAAAUAGCCUGAAAGACUCCUUUACCGAGCUAGAGAAGCAUGGAUUCACAGUUACAGCGCCUUUAUCACGGAUCAAUAAGCUAUUAGCUCUCAAAGAUAGACAAGUAAAUAUUUCUAAGGAACUAGAAAGGUACAACAAAGAGAUGGUAGUAGAUGAAACUAGCGAAAAGCGCAAGGCUGAACAAGAGUGUGGUGAGAUGGAACGCAAGAUACUUGAGGUGAAAAACAAGAUUCUGGAGCUGCAGAUGCAAGAAGCAGCACUGAGAAAACAGAAGGAUGCAACCUACGAUAAGAUAAGUCAGAUUGAGUCACGAGCAAGAGAUCUUAGUGUAGAGCUUGAAGAUGUGGGGUUUGAGUUUGAGACACUUCUGUCGGCUCCCUGGUAAGUUAGGUUAAUAAGCAAAAAAGCGUAAUGGCGUAGGAGGAGGAGGAAUAUCAAAAGAUCAGUCUCAAAACUUGUUUUUGAGUCAGGGAGAA
Messenger RNA from Camelina sativa (false flax), 937 nucleotides. Its product is annotated as DUF724 domain-containing protein 6. The record is from RefSeq and is a predicted model, not a curated record. NCBI's taxonomy places the organism in Eukaryota, Viridiplantae, Streptophyta, Magnoliopsida, Brassicales, Brassicaceae.